Messenger RNA from Dermacentor andersoni, 11296 nucleotides. Its product is annotated as TBC1 domain family member 15-like. Gene Ontology annotation, biological process: activation of GTPase activity. Gene Ontology annotation, molecular function: GTPase activator activity. NCBI's taxonomy places the organism in Eukaryota, Metazoa, Arthropoda, Arachnida, Ixodida, Ixodidae. The record is from RefSeq and is a predicted model, not a curated record.
UCGCUUGUCACAUGAAAAGCUCGCUAACGCCAUCGUCAGCAGCAACGGACUUUAAAGAUGGCGGACGGAGGGGGCGACAAGCAAUUAACCUACACCCAAGACAAUGUGUCCGUACGCAUGCUUAGUUCACGUGGCGAGGAGACGAUAUCCGGGAAGCUGGAAAUCACAAAGGAGAAGCACGGACAUGUCGUGACAUGGCUGGCAUACCCGCCGCCUUCGGCGGCCAAGGAGCAGCCGCAGCGCUACGACGAGGACUCCGCCGGUGUUUGGGAGGACCUGACAGCUGACAGCACUGUUGCGUACCAUGUGGGGGGCAAAGACAAUUGCCAGUCACGCGACUCUGUGAAGAUCAAGAAGGAGAACGGGACCUCCGCAGGUGACUCGCCCUCGCCUGGGCCGCACACCACCGUGUCGUUCGAGGUGACCGACCUCACCUCGUACCGGUGCCGCCAGGUCGCCGACACGCACGAGCUCACGCUGAACCUGAGCGACGGCACGCGCCUCCCCACCUUCAUUUUCAUCGAGCGUCGUUACGAGCACUUCAUCCGUGCCCUGCACGAACACAUCUCCUUCAAAAGGAGCGACCCGGCAGACCCGUACUCCCUCGUCCACGCGACUCCACGCCAGGACAUGAGUCCAGCCACAGAGCAAGCGGUCGAAAAUGCUGCAAGCCAUUCCGCGAGCCAACCUACGAACAAUUCUGCGAGCCAUUCCAGCAGUACUGCCGACGACAGCACCCCUGCCGCAAGGCCUAUUUUGGCGAAGCCUCCGCAUGCCAUUCAGCUUUUCGUAUCGCGGGCCCCCAACGUCAUUGUUCAAAGCCAGCCGGAUGGCCAGACACGGCUAGUGCCUCAGCAAGCCAUGCGGCUUCUCCUGAGCCAGGGAAGCCAUCCCCCGAUCAACGGCCAGCAGUCGCAAGUCCCGCCACACCCCGUACGAUUCGUGGUGCAGCAGACGCCACCACCUCCGCCGUCCCCUCAGCCGCCUCCGGCGGUGCCCUCGUUCCCCAGUGGCUUGGUCAUAACUGACGUGCGGAGCCAAGCCCCCGGUCAAUCCGGAAGCCCGCAUCCCAGGCCCAUCCAUGCUGUCCGCAGGAGGGGCCCGCACUGGCCUACGGAGGAGAAGAUGGAACUGCUGUCCUUGCUGAAGAAGCGCAGGAUGCUGAUCAACCCUCGGCUGGCAGAAGGCAUGAGCAAGAAGGACAAGCUCGAUGGGUGGAAGGAGGUGACGGACAUUCUGAACAGCCACCACCCGGGCGGCCGCUGUGUCGCCGAAGUGAAGAAGCAGUGGCAAAACCUGUUCCUCAAGGCCAAGAGGGAGCGGCGGGAACUUUUGAGCGAUGGCUCAAAGAACGAUGCAGAGUUGACGUCGGAACAGUUCACCGGACUGUCCCUGAAGGUAUUCGAGACCUUUGGGGAGCGAUACCACUGGCGGGAUGAUGACACACCGAUGGAUGCCGAUGCGGGUGACUCCAUCUUGGGCCCUUCGUCCUGCCUCGAGCAAGACGCUCUGUAUCUGUCCGAGUCGCAUCACCCCGAAGUCAUAUUGCUCCCCAGGUCCCCAGAUCCUUCGGAGCCGGCUGGCCAACUCACCGACGACUCCGACCACAAAUUCGGUGCCACAAUGAGCAAUGGCGACAGCAGCCAACUGUGCGACCAAAGCCUGAGCGGUGAACCUCCCAUUGCUUCGGAGUGCUUGAGGAACAUGAAUCGGGCUCCGAUGCAAUUCAAGAGGGAACCCGAAGACCCGCCAGAACCGAAACAGGAAUGCUGGCCUGAAAACACCGCCAGCGGUAGCGAGGAUGACCGUGCGACGAUGUGGGAUGCUCGCCACAUGCGGACGGACUACACGGGAGGCCAGACGAAUAAUGGGAUCACCUUCUUGGGCUCUAUCGCAAAGAUGUGCGACACCGUUCAGAAGGCAGCAAGCGAGGUUGUGUCCUUGAAGCGGCGCGAGCACAAGAUGAAGAUGUCGGUGCUGAGGGCAAAGAUGGAGUAUUAUGAGACAAAGAGGAGGAAGCUGCAGCAGUCUGAGGGAGGUGGUGGUGCAGCAUGACUAGGUUUUACUGCAUAGAAGAGUUGGUAUGCGUGAGGUAGUAGCAGGACUGGAGCCUUGUAGUGACGGGAAGGCUGUGGAAACUGCAUUUGGCUUCGAUUUAUCCUAGUUACUGAGCCUGUAAAUGAAUUGAUUCACAGAAAUACAACCUUGGAAAGUGUCCCAAGAUAAUUUGCAGCGAAAUAGCUGUUCUGAUAAAACCGCCGACUCGUUCGCACUCAAAUGUCACGCAGACAUGGAAUUUUGCAGCACACUUUGCUGGAAACCAUGAUUGGCUGCAGCCUUUUUGCUGUCUCGUUUAGAACAAGCCACGACUGCUCACCAUCUGUGGCGAUAUGAAACCAAAAACAGAAUAAUUUCCCCACUGAAAGGAACAGUGGUACUGUCUGACUGCUGUGACAAAACAUAAGGCACAGCGUGUUGCUGCAACACUCGGAGGUGGCAGCCCUGUUCUGCAGCCGAGAAAGCGAAAUGUUUAGCACCCGGCACCACCUCACAGAUCAGUACUUUGCAUGCGUUCUGCAUGAAGCAGGGAAGUGCUGUAGCCAUGUAAUGUUGGCAAAUGAAAUGCGCUGUGAAACUCCAUCUCUGUGCGAAAUUUUAAGACAAAUGAGCCAGUGGAUCAUCCAAAAGAGCCAUUUGUAAUGGACUCCUCAUUUUAUGCAACAUAUUGUUUGGUGUCAAAUUUGCGUCAGUUUUAAAUUUGAAAUGGUUGUUUCAGUGUGGUCUCCUGUGCAGAGCUGCAGUGCGGCUUUUAAUCAAUAUGGGAAUGUCAUUUGGCAGGUAGCUGUGUGACUGGCAUUGUUGAUACAACAAUUUUGUGAGGCAGCAUUGUAGGCACUAAGCUGAAGUAAUUCUGGUUAGCUGCCAUUGACUAAUAUUAUAAACGAACUGCUUCCUUUUUCUCUGCUCAAUUUAUAUCUACUAGAUGACCAUGGCUAAGCUAUUGGCCAAUAUUUGAACAGCAGCCAUUGUGGUGCCGUUUCAUUUUAAAUGUUUAUCAAAGCAGGCAUUUAUCAGAGCAGGUGAAGGACUGGACCUACAUAGUUUUACACUGUGAAUCCUUUUCGCUUCCUUAGAAAAUUAUUUUGACAACGUUCCUAGUGUCAUCACAACCUGCACAUAGUGUUAGUUUGGUAAUACCGAUGAUCUAUGGUAAAUUUAUCAAAAUAUAACUGCUUGAGAGAGCUUCACGUAUUGUUUUUCUGGAUUUUUUAGGCUUGUAGUGUAGCCGAGAACGAGCAAAAAAGGAAGGCUACAAGCCUAAAAAAGUCAUGACAUACCAACUCGCCCAGAUUGCUAUGCUUUUUCUGGCUGUUUACUUCCCAUCACUAAUGGAUUUACUGAUGAGUAAAAAAUAAAUGAAUUUUUAAUUAUGUGUUGAUUUUUAGGGAUAAAGAAGAAACUGCUGAAUCACUGCUAAAGUUAAACACUAUUCUUUUGUUUCCUUCAAGUGUGUGAAAAGUGAAUUGCUAAGAGAACUUGAGACUAAAUUUUUCUUGAAAAGCAAGUUUGUUGGGUCUUACAGCCCUUCAGUGCACAAACUAGUUGUGUGCAGUGGGACCAAAGCCUUCUCCUCACUGCUGGUCCAGUAAGAUCAUCCCGAUGUUUUGCAUUUUUUUCCCAUGAAUUCCUUUGUGUGUAGGCUGCGUACCCGCUUCCCUCUCCCGAGGACAACUUGUUUGUGUAUUUCUUUUGCAUUGGCAUUGCGAGUGUUUGUUUACAAAAGUGUGUGCCUCCAAUCUUGGAUCUGUUUGUGUAGGUGCGUCACGUGUUAUUGCACAUUCACGUUGGCGAGGGCAAAAGACCGUGUGACCGUUUCGAUCGGUUUCUUCAAUCAGGAAGGUGACUUGUUUAGGGUUACUUCCUGACUUUCCAGCGCCAUAACUUGAAGUCGUGAAGUUGGUGACACACACAGCAGUGCAUUGAGGUGGUGCCUCAGAAUAACAUGCUCUGUGAUGCUUACCUUACAUGUAUCAUAGUCUGAAUGGAGCCAGUUUUUACACAGAAGAAUCUACUAAAGUGGUGUCAGGGUUCAAACUAGUUUGUCAUUCAUGUCAAAUGGUACACGGCGAUGCGGGACCGAAUGGACAUGUGCACAAGCUGACAGAACAUGCGCCAACUGUUAUAUCGAGUCUACUCUUGAAAAAAAGAUUUGCUUCCAAGAUUGCUCACAGUUUGUUUUAUUUUAUAGAAGCUGCGUUUAUGUGCCAAGAAAGACAUACUUUUAAGAUCGCUAAUGAUUUGUUUUAUUUUAUAAUUGUCUGACAGUGGGCUUAGAAGUGAUUUUCCCAGAAACUGCAAUUAGUAUAGUUGGCAUGUCUCCCAUCAGGUUGUGUUCUUGUCAUCUUUUUCUGUCUCGAUCUGUCCGAUAAAUCUCCAGACGGUUGUUUUUUUGUAUUUCUUUUCUGCAAAGCCAUAUUCUUUGUUGGAGUUCAUGAUAGGGCUGACUCUCUGUAGCAUACACAAGGACAGGCAUGCAGUGCCACCAUCAAAGCUCUACGGGAAUCCAAGAAAGACAAAAGUGAAGUGAAAGAUAAGUGGUUUGCAGCAGAUGCAAAUUUGUUAGGGUAGCUGGCUAGCAUUAUGUUUUCCCUAGGGAGGUGACUAAGACACAUGUAAAGAGAUUUUAUGCUUGUGGGUUUCGAUUGCACCAUGGGAAUACAGAGCUAAUUUUGUGUGAAAUUAUGCGCUGCAUUCUGGUUGUCAUUUUUACGGAGGCUGCACUGUCUGAUUGGCUGAAGAAGCAGUGGAUGAGUCGGUUCGGUCAUGACAAAACAUGUUAAUGCGCUGGCCUUCAACAGCAAGCACAAGCGAAUUUGUGGCUUGCGAGAUUGGGCAACAAGUUUUUCUCUUGCGAUGUGUCAGAAAGUAGAUUAACUAAUGUGCAUAGACGCUAAACUCGUAAAAACGAUUCUAUAAUUGUUUUUAAUCUGUUCAGGCACGAGUCCGUAUAUGUGCAUUCUGUUAGAUCUUUUACUGGGUAUAAAACAUUGCAAAGGCAUUACUACAAGUUGUACAUUUCUUUGUCAGCAAAAGGAAGAUCACAUAAAACAGGCAACAAUCAACAGGCAAGUGCAUUAAGAGAACGUGCUGUUGGUCUGCUUGAAGAAAAAAAAAAAAAGAAAACAAGGACGAAAAGAAGACAGGUACAACAGAUGGGUGCUGACUUCUAAUUAAACUUUCAUCUGAAGAAACAAGGUUCAUAUACAUAAAAUAUGAAUUGCACCACCGUGACGUUAUGAACUCUCUAUCGCGUUGGAAAGGCAAUCUCUUUGUCGGCAGGCGUCACUGACGGGCAGCUAAUGCACAUGUCCUGGGGCCUCGCGAUGUGAAAGGCUUCCAGUAUCUCCAUUUCUAGUCUAUCUUCGGAAUGUGCCAGAAACUUGGUGUGAUUAAAGUUUAAACAGCAUUCACAAUGCUUACAAUGUUCAGUCAAAUGCCCACCCUCGUUGUUAUUUACAGCCCGGUUGUGCUCUCACGCCCUUUCAUUGUAGACACGCCCCAUUUGCCCAAUUGUAUGCCCGGUUGCAGCUUAGGGGGAUUUCAUAGACGACACUUCUUGUGCUUUGCAUGUGCUACACCGCAAGUUCCUUAGAGCAGGGGCCGCCAGGUUCUGCUUUGGUCACCAUAGGGCUAAACUUAGCCAAUUUACAUGGCACACUGAAGACAAUACUAACAUUGGGCCUUUGCGCAACCUCUUUGAGGUUGUGGGACACCCUGUGCCAGUAUGAGACCAGGUUGGCUCAACCUUGUUCUGGUUAUUAAAACUGAUUUCUACUUGGUGAAUGCAAUAUUUAUUUAGUGCUUCAUUUAGACAUGCCAUAGCGACUCUUCUUUUUAAUUUGAAGUGGGCAAACUCAUAUGAAAUCAGCUGCUAGCUCAACCCUAGCGAGUACUCUCAGCACUUAUGCGUGUUUAACAACAUGUAGAACGACAAAGUAGAAAGCAGCUAGGCCGUAAAAAACAAUGCCUGGCGGCCAUAUGGCUGAAAUUGCCAUUCUGUUGCGAUGGGGAGUUCCUGAUGUCACAGUGGUGCAGCUCCUUUUUGAUGUAUAUAAACCUUGUUUCUUCAGUAAAAGUUUAAUUGGAAGUUAGCAACCGAAGAAAUAAAACGAAGGACACCGACCAACAUAGAAGUGCUAAAAAAUGAAAAAUCUAAAAGACGUUUCGGCUUCGCUACGGAAGCCUUGUUCACAAUGGGAUGACGGAAGGUUCAUGGAAGCUUAUGUAUGCUUUAGAACGUGACGUAAGCAGCGCGUGUAUGACGGGGGGAGGGUUCCCUCAUUUCGAUUAAGCGUGUGACGUGUUUUUUUUUGUAUCUCCAGUGAUUCCAGAUACAGACGCGAUUUUUGGUUUCGUUCUUGGCCGAUAAUUCUCGAGCGAUCCCAGUCGAUAUUGUGGCCCGUUGCAUCCGUGUGCUCGGCAAGGGCAUUCGACACUGUACGCUUCUUUUCGACAUCUUUCUGAUGCUGCCUCAGUCUCUGUUUGAAGUUGCCCGAUUCACCGAUGUAUGCGUAGUCGCAAUCUGCGCAGGGUAUCUUAUAGACCACGCCGGGAAACGAUUCUCUCGGAAGCCUGUCCUUACCGCCGACGAGCGCUUGCCUCAGCUUACAUACGGGCACGUGCGCCACCUCAACGUCAUAACUGCGUAGAACGCGAGACAAGGUUUCGCUUAUCCCUGGAAGGUAAGGUAUGGCGGCACGCUUUCUUGGUCGGGGAUUGGUCGGACGAGCUGGAUUGGACAGACGGCGCUCCACAGCAGUCAAAAAGGAUGUGGGGUAGCCGCUUGCCGAGAGAUCACCUCGCACGACAGGCUUCCGAGAGAAUCGUUUCCCGGCGUGGUCUAUAAGAUACCCUGCGCAGAUUGCGACUACGCAUACAUCGGUGAAUCGGGCAACUUCAAACAGAGACUGAGGCAGCAUCAGAAAGAUGUCGAAAAGAAGCGUACAGUGUCGAAUGCCCUUGCCGAGCACACGGAUGCAACGGGCCACAAUAUCGACUGGGAUCGCUCGAGAAUUAUCGGCCAAGAACGAAACCAAAAAUCGCGUCUGUAUCUGGAAUCACUGGAGAUACAAAAAAAAACACGUCACACGCUUAAUCGAAAUGAGGGAACCCUCCCCCCGUCAUACACGCGCUGCUUACGUCACGUUCUAAAGCAUACAUAAGCUUCCAUGAACCUUCCGUCAUCCCAUUGAGAACAAGGCUUCCGUAGCGAAGCCGAAACGUCUUUUAGAUUUUUCAUUUUUUAGCACUUCUAUGUUGGUCGGUGUCCUUCGUUUUAUUUCUUCAAUGCUUCAUCCCGACCAGACGGGCUUCCGUCGAACCCUCGAUUUCAUUUUCGAAGUUAGCAACCGUCCAUUGUACCUGUCUUCUUUUCAUGCUCAUCUCUCUUGCGCUGUUUUUUUUUUUUUUUUUUUUCAAGUAUGUUACACCAACUUGCCCACAUCAAGCUCCUGCUGGCCUGCUUGCACUUUCUGUUGUGUGUCGUGCUAAAUUAUUCCCCUCUCUUUUGCUAUCGGCCGCCAUAUUCCUUGUGCAGAAAGGUGGAUGAAAUGGGUUCACAUGUGAAUUAAGCCUGCCACUUUCGCUGCAUCAGCCAACCAGGUGACAUUCUGCGGGCAUUGCAGGGACGAGGAUCAGGGCACGGUCCCCAGUGUAAAUUUGCUAAAGACACUAAUCUCACGAACUUCAGUUGAGAAGAAGACUUCAGGACGGCGACAUGCAGAUCGUGGUUGCUGGUGCAGGGUCAGCGUGAACAUUGAUGGUCGCUAGUUUCACUCGGUUCCAAGACCUCCCAUCAUUUGCUGGUGGGAAUAAACCUUUCUAAUCACUAGCGUGCGGUGCGAAAUUCUGAAACUAGUACGGACGAGUGCAAACAGUGCCAAUAUGUGAACUUGUCGUUUCUCUUAGCUUAAGGCUGUUUUUUCUUGAACUUACUGCAUAUCAUUGUUUGUCAUAGUCAUCAUCAUAGAAGCACCUUGUGGCAACUACUUCAUGAAGGAUAGAUUACCAUUUCUUUGCACUAAAUGGGGGCACAGAUCCUUGAGUCGUCAUUGGUUGGUCACAGAUCUUUUCGAGUCACAGGCUCCAUGGUGAUCGAAUGUUGUGAGUGUUUUAUUGCUUCAUUAUUUCUUUCUGUGUGGAAGAAUGGUUGAUAGGGGUAGUACUGUGUGUUUCAGUCCUUAAAUACGUUCACUAGUUAAGAAGAGUUAGUAAUUUUAAAACACUGUUUAGGGGGCUCAUCAGCUAACUUUUUCGCUGCAGCACUUAUUACGAGGCACCGUUCACGAGUGAGCUUUGCUACAUUUUUCUAGUGCGUGGAAAUCGGGACGAGUAUUACACAGCGAGGUGCUCGCCCAGUGAAUCGGUCUUUUUCGUUUACUACUGCACCUGUGGCUGUUUACACACCUGCUUUUGGUACUGCUUUUUUUUUACUGUCAAAAUGCUGCUCCUUGAUUACAAUUUGCUGCUGAGUAUCUUUUAUUAGCUGACUCUAAAAGCUGUGUGUGUUUGUUUCCUACUGUGUUGCAAUGCUGGUAACUAUGUCCCCUGAUAAGGAGCAUUCAUCAUAUAGAAGCCAUUGUUGUUAUAAUAUGGCCUUCUAUUUUCUUUGUAGUGUGCAGAUGACAAUUUGUGUAUGUCUGGCUAAGCUUUCGUGCUCCCAAGUCUCUAAUGUCGAAAGUAGGCAGUCGCUUAUGAAAUGUUAUAUACAGUGGAGCGAGUUAAAACUGUCCCCUUAGGCCUUUUGAUGCUGGACGUACUGAGUUUUAUACUUCUAGCACUUAUUUACUGAUUAUGUUUUUGUAUUCUAUGUGCUUCCUUUGUCCGCUGUGUCUAGCCCGUGUGGCCAUAAGUUUUAGCUUACCAUGAUCGUUAUUGUUUAUCCGCAUUUUAGUGUAGCCAUCUAUGUAAGUCCCUUUUUUUUUACACAUUGAAAUUGAGGAAAGUGUUCCUAUCAUACGUCUGCACACUACCAUAGUUCAGGCCUUGGGUCUUACCGAUGUGGCACGAGCGCUGAUCUCCAUUUCGAGAUCUUGUUUCCAAGCUCUCAUAUUGAGGAUCAAAGACAUGUUAAAAAGUGAGGCUACAAGUCUUCAAGAGUUGUUCAAAGCGGUUGCCGUAGAUGUGCAGGCACUUUAGAGGCUUUUCAGCCAAAACACUAUGCAAAGUUAAUGUAAUGUUUACUGCCCAUGCUUGUUUCCGUCUUGAUGUUACUCAUCAAGUUUGUAUGUUCGUUUCUGAGCACUAUAUUUUUCGGUCUGUCAGCUUCCUGAAUGCAUUGCACGUUUUAAAAUUUUGCAGCACUUCUUUUCUCCAUGUUUAAGUGCUUGAAAGAACUAAUGUUUGUUAGGGUGUGUUCGUUUCAUUGAGAAACAACUUAGAUACAGUGGCAUUGAAUAUUGGCAAGGUUUUUUGGUUAACAAUGGAUGACAUUGCUGUAUUGAAUCUAUGUGGUACUGAUGUGACCAUCUCUGUAUGUAUGGUUGGUGUCAAAAGUCUACGGAUUACAAGAUCUGAAAGUCAGCUGAAUAUCUCCACAGCCUGAACACACAAUUCUGCGUUUAGAUUGCAUAUGACAUUAGUGUUGUGCAGUUUUACUAGGCCUUGUUCAGCAAGUGCUUGGAAAUUCAUAUUCUCGGAUCUGAUGUUCAUAAACUUUUGAUGCUAACUGUAUACCUGAAGGAAGAUGGAAAGCGCAGUGCUACUGGUGCGUCCAGCAACUGAAGUUUUUUUUUUUUUUCUGUAUUCUCUGUGGAAUAACUAGAACACGAAUUUUUGAUGCAUCCUAUUUCGGUACUGGGUGAAGGUGAUCAACUUACAAGCCUCGUUGGCUGAUUGUGACAUUGAUAUCUUGUUAAGUGGCCUGUUUUAUGAACUUGGCCUAAUUACGCAUUUUCUGCGCCAAAAACUGUUACAGUUAAACCUCGAUAUAGCGAACUUCAAUGUAAUGAAAUUCUCACUAUAAUGAAGUAUUCCACUUUUUGCGACUUCUUGUCCAUGCAUUAGAACCUCAAUAUAACGAAAUUUGUUUAUACACGAUUUCAAUAUAAUGAAAUUUCACUGCUUCGGUGAGGGAAUAACGGGACAAUAAAUAGAAAGUUCCGCAGAUGCAGUUAGUCAAAUGGUUGAAUUUCAAGUGGCUACUUGUGAACGCACCUCUCGAAUCGCGCACCGCACAACCAAGAGCGACCUUCGAAUCGGAGCAGCGUCGUGCUCUGUGUGAAGUCCGAGUGCGAUAAGAUCCUUUCGGGUCACAGGCGCUGUAUGCUUUGGGUGUGAGUGAAAGUGUGUGAGGGUAAGCCAAGAAGUAUGGUGGGUCUAUGAAUUCGUACCGCCAAUCUGCAGAUGUCAUCGACACGACGUGAAAGCAUAUCUUUCGUCACCUACUCACGAAUUCAACAAAAUCUUUUUUUUCUCAUUCAGAGUUGCUUUUUCUCGAUUGCUCGAUAAUUUGGAAAAUCUUGCGGCCCCUUCUGUGUAAAAAAAACAUUGAUUGACAACUUUACUUAUUUGAAUAAAAGGUCGAAUUUCAAUACAACAAAAUUUUCAUAUAGCAAAGCAAAUUGAUGAGUUUACCUACUUUGUUACAUCGAGGUUUAACUGUAUUUACAAAAUAGGGUUCUAGUAUCAAAUUUUUGUCGCAGGCGGUUGUGAAGAACACCUGCCUUAAGUCUCUUUAGCAGUUUUCUUGGCAAUCUUUUUCUUUUUCUUUUUGCUAUUGUAAGGUUUGGCUAAAUGUGCUCUCUUACUAUGUCGAUAGCCUGCCACAUGACCUUGCAUGCAAAUUUAGUUUUCUUUAAUGCCUUAAAAGCACUUUAUCGUAGGAUAACAAACUACCUCAUUACUGGUUUUACUUAAAAGCUUUGCUAUUAGAAAACUGUUAAAAAAAGGCAAGUGUUGCCCUUUUUUUUUUCUGUUGGGAGCUGCUGUCAGAUUUGCUGCUUAUGUCUGGUGAUUUUUUUAUGGCUGUGAACCAAAAAAAAAAAAUUGAACACAUAACAUGCCCACAUUACACAUUGCACUUGUAAAAAAUGCACAAAUCCCGAACACCACUCACAUACUUUUUAUUCUUGACCCACCUUUUAUCUCACCUGUUUUUCCCUUGGCGUACUAGUGUUUCAGAAUGUGUCAAUCACUUUUUGUUUGUUUCUAUGGUGCCUUCGAACAUUUUUGCUGUGACUUGGGCAUUGUCUUCUUGUUUAUAUAUACACAUUAAAAACCUGUCAUUAUCACUCAA